This is a messenger RNA of Sturnus vulgaris (Common starling), 902 nucleotides long. RefSeq names its product canopy FGF signaling regulator 2 (gene CNPY2). Gene Ontology annotation, cellular component: endoplasmic reticulum. The record is from RefSeq and is a predicted model, not a curated record. NCBI's taxonomy places the organism in Eukaryota, Metazoa, Chordata, Aves, Passeriformes, Sturnidae.
GUGACAGCGGAGCCCUGAGCAUGCGGGGCCGGAUCCCGGGAAUCUGCGGAGCCCUGAGGAUGCGGGACCGGAUCCUGGCCCUGCUCGGCCUGGCCCUGGCCUUGGCAUCGCUGCUGCCCACGGCCGGAGCACGCCGGAGCCAGGACCUGCACUGCGGAGCCUGCCGGGCGCUGGUGGAUGAGCUGGAGUGGGAGAUUGCCCAGGUGGAUCCCAGAAAAACCAUCCAGAUGGGCUCGUUCCGCAUCAACCCUGACGGCAGCCAGUCGGUGGUGGAGGUGCCGUAUGCACGGUCUGAGGCGCACCUGACGGAGCUGCUGGAGCGGGUGUGCGAGAAGAUGAAGGAGUACGGCGAGAAGGUGGAUCCGGCCACGCACCGCAAGAGCUACGUCCGGGUCAUCUCCCAGGACGGCACCAAGAUGGACCUUUCCGGUGUCAAAUUCGACGGGGAUGUGACCUCCAGCCUGAAAUUCGCGUGCGAGAGCAUCGCUGAGGAAUACGAGGAUGAACUCAUCGAGUUUCUCUCACACGAGACUGAGAACGUCAAGGACCGGCUCUGCAGCAAGAGGACGGACCUGUGUGACCAUGCUCUCCACAUCCCACACGACGAGCUGUGACUGCCUCUGGAGCAGGGACCGGGACAGUGCCGGGACCCACCGGGAUGUCCCCAGGGCCCACCGGGAUGUCCCCGGGACCCACCGGGAUGUCCCCGGGACAGACGGAUCUGCCGGGACCUCCACGGCUCCGGAGCCGCCGCCUCGCCCCAUGCAGAGCUCCCGUCCUAUUUAUUCCCCGUCCGGGGGCACCGGGACGGCCACGGGGCCGGGGCCACGUCCUCGCUCCUGCCAGGACAUUUCAGGGACAUUCCUGCCCCACUACCGGGGGACACGGGGGAGACACCAGGG